CAGAGCCCUAUAAAAAGGCAUAUUCUGCCUUGUCAAAGAGAAAACAGCUGUUGUGUUGCUGGUGAAGUCUCAGGAUUUUACAAGACUAUACAAGAAUAAUGAGUGCAUCCAAACUCCAGGGAAGUGAGGUGAGAAUCGAACACUCUCUGAAUAAGAAUGAGGAGGAGUUUAUAGAUAGAAGGAGAAACACUGUUCAGCAAUGCCUGCAGAACAAUGGGAUACACUGCAGUCAGGAUCAAGUGCCAAAUAUUGCAUUACUGGGUUCUGGAGGAGGAGAAAGAGCCAUGGUGGGUUUGCUGGGAUCCCUGGUUCAACUUGAAAAAGCAGGUCUUCUGGAACUUAUCCUUUAUCUGAGUGGAGUCUCUGGAUCAACCUGGUGCAUGGCCUCCUUAUAUCAGGAACCAGACUGGUCCACCAAACUGGAGACUGUGAAAGACAAAAUCAUCAAGAGACUAAGUGGCCCUAAAGUCAGCUGGACAGAUGCACUUGCCAAACUGAAGAAAUAUUACAAAAAGAAAGACCUCUUCAGCUUGACUGACUUCUGGGCAGCGAUGGUCGUCACAAUAUUUGUGAAAGAGAUCGAUGAACACACACUCACAGAGCAGUGGAACCAGCAGAGUAAAGACCCACUUCCCAUCUACACAGCGAUCGACAAGAAAAGCAAACAGAUAAAGGAAGCAGACCCCUGGUUCGAGUUCACUCCACAUGAAGCAGGUUAUUCCCUCAUUGGAGCAUUUUUGAGAGUCUUCAACUUUGGCAGUCAGCUUGAAAACGGCUCUAUGAUAAAAAAGCAGCCUGAAAUUGACAUGCUGUACCUGCAAGGUCUGUGUGGCAGCGCUUUAGCUGAUGGAAGAAGAGAUUCCACUGUUGUUGAAACAGGGAAAGAUCCAGACUCUCCACCUGCAGACAAGUUUUGCCAGGUGCUCUUGGACCUUGUGGACAUGAAUCUCUAUGUUUUGGAUGGCAAAGAUCCUUCUGCUUUUGAUGAAUCCAUCAGAACAAUGCUGAAAGAUCUCGCUGAAGGCAAAGGUCAGCUGAUUUUUCCAGUGGGCAAACUGGAUCUUGGUGAUAAAGAAGCUGCAAAACUGUAUAUGGAGCGUUACACCAUGGAUGUUUCCAAAUAUUUGAGUCUUUGGUUCAAAUUCUGGCCAUUUGAUCUUUGCUUGAGCAUUAUUAGAUGCAUGGCUCAGUGGAUUUGGGGCAGGAAGUAUAACUUUCUCCACAACAUGACAGAUGAACGCGUGCCUGCUCCUCUACUGGAAAGUGAGACGAGAGACUUUGAAGACGCUGGACUGCUGCUCAACUCACCCUACUUCUCAGUGCUGAGAAAAGAGAGAAACAUUGACCUCAUCAUUUCCCUGGAUUUCAGUGAUGGUGAUCCUUUCAUGACAGUGAGGGAAGCUGCUGUGAUGUGCAGGGAACAAAACAUCCCUUUCCCUGAAGUCAUCAUACCCCCUGGGGACUUGAAGGACUUCUAUGUGUUCAAAGGCCAUAACGUUCCAACUGUGAUCCACAUCCCGCUCUUUAAUGUGGUCAACUGUGGAGACAAAAUUAAGGAGUGGAGGAGCAAAUACAAGACUUUUACCACUUGUCCUUACAGUGCUGAGAUGAUCACUGAUCUUAUGAAGGUCGCUGGAAAAAACAUCACAAACAAUAAAGCAAAAGUGGUGAAAGAGAUUCGUGAGAUCAUUGAGAAAAAAGCUUAACACUGCGUCAAUUAAUACACAACUAAUGACAAUCUAAAUAGAGACUAAACUGAUCUUUAUAUAGUUGAUUUAACAAUAAAUGGUGUUUCGUUUCUUUUUCUAUGUCUUAACAUUGAUCAGCAAUAUUACCCUCUCUGCAAAAUGUGAUUUGUGUGCCAUUAUAAGAGCAUCAGAGAUUGAUAAAGUUUGUGCUUCAUUUCUGUUUAAUGUUAAAUAUGUUUCUGCAUGUUUCAAUCUGUUUCUUCAUGACUGACCUUCAUUAAGCAAUAAAUAUCUGAUCAUUAAUAAUCAAAUCAGCAAUAUCAGACUGGAUUGCAUAUAUGAUAACAGUUAUUGCAGAUGAAAAAUAUAGCCUAUCUAUUUAACAAAUAUUGCACUCUUUCCUGUUUCUGUUCCAAUUAAUUAAUAAAGGGCUCUUGAUAAAUAAGGUUUUGUCCUGGUCAUUUGAUAUAUAGCAAAUAGCGCAAAUGCUCAUUAUUACAAAACUGAUAGCUGUGUUCCUGGAUGCUGAUUGGUCAAUAAUUUUUUUUUUCUAGGAUUCUAGCAACCCAGUCUCCUGCUACUGCGUAUCUAUGCUACGAGUUUGCAUUUUCAUUCGGCGUAGUAUUUAUACGCCAAAGUCACAUUUGGCGUAUAUAUGGUACGCAAAACCCUCCCGUUAAACUUCCAUUGAUGGAAAAUGCGUAUGUAUUGCACGCUGAAAUUUGUCAUCAUCAUCGUCCUGCCCCUUCAGUCGAACGAAGAUUCACGAUUUCAUCUCGUGCAGGUGCCGAAGCAGCAUAAGCAGAAAUGUUGAUUUAGAAUACUUAUUUAUAAUACUUAUUUAGAAUUUUUUAAUAGAAACUUAUUGUAUAUAACUUACUCAUCAUCUCUAGCGGGGACGAAUGUUCAUACUACAUCUAUUACGCACUGAGGAUCAUAAUAGGGGAUUGUUUUUACAGUUUAAUUAUAAACAAUCCCGACGGGGAAAGAAAAAUUAAUUAAUUAAAUUCAUUAAUUCAAUGUGAAUAAUUUAUGCUAGUUAUAGUAACGUUAGUUAUAUGUCUGCUUUAUUUAAUCUGCUCUGUUUUUUGUUUUUUUUUAAUCUUACACGCAUUUUUGUUUCUUUGUUUGUGAUUGUAUUUGUAAUGGCAAAAGUAUUAACAAACAAACAAUAAAUAAAUAAAUAUAAAAAGUGCAUUGCCCUGAUGUUUAGUCCUUCGCUGUUUCAGGAGCCACCCACUCCCGCUUAGAAUCCAAUCAAAUGUUUAAACAUUUUUUAGCGCCAUCAUCAAUAUCCCGCCCCCUCAUUGUACGGUGCUCAAGUUCAUGUUCACCUCGUGCAUCAUCAUCAUCAUAAUUAAAAUUCGUCCAUCAUCAGAAUACCAAAAAUGUCCACAGGCUCUUUAGAAGCAGCACUUGUUCUUGGAGAUGUGUUUCUUGAUCAGAUACAG
Megalobrama amblycephala (Wuchang bream) is the source of this 3139-nucleotide messenger RNA. RefSeq names its product cytosolic phospholipase A2 gamma-like. The record is from RefSeq and is a predicted model, not a curated record. Gene Ontology annotation, cellular component: nuclear envelope; nucleoplasm; cytosol. Lineage: Eukaryota; Metazoa; Chordata; Actinopteri; Cypriniformes; Xenocyprididae. Gene Ontology annotation, biological process: glycerophospholipid catabolic process. The transcript is spliced from 17 exons. The coding region runs from base 99 to 1706 and encodes 535 amino acids. Gene Ontology annotation, molecular function: calcium-dependent phospholipid binding; calcium ion binding.